Molecule: messenger RNA, 894 nt
Organism: Clonostachys byssicola
Lineage: Eukaryota; Fungi; Ascomycota; Sordariomycetes; Hypocreales; Bionectriaceae
Source: the annotation of a GenBank genome assembly
AUGAUUGACAUUUCGAUUUUUCAGCUAGAAGCCGUGAAGGCGAUAUCUGUCGAGGCUGCUGCAUCUUCGAGCGUUUACCGCUUCAUCGUAGGCCCCGAGAAGAAGGAGUAUCAUAUCCAUUCCGCAGUUCUCGCGAACCACUCGUCAGCCCUCGACGCCAUGGUGAAUGACGGGCUACAGGAAUCUGGAGAAAAAAUUGUGGAUUGGACAGACGUUGACUCUGGUGCUUUUCUUGGUCUCUGGCACUUUUUGUAUUCCGGACGCUAUGCUGCUCCUGUCUUGAUCUCAAGGCUAGGUGAAGAUCACCCUGCAACCAAGAUUCGAGAGGAAGAGGCAGGUACACUGCCAGAUCGUACACUGCCAAUUUGCACGCUGCCUGGUUGUAAAAGGCCUGGUUGUAAAAUGCCAGGUUGUACAAUCCCCGCAGGACUUUGGCUCGAUUUUCAAACAUUACGCCUCGCGGACUUAGAGGAAUCGCCGCCCCCUCAACCGAAAUCGGUGGGCAGGCGAGUAGUCGUGAAUUCAUACACAGAUCUGCUCCUCCAACAUGCCCGGGUGUGUGUGUUAGCAGACAAGUACAUGAUUCCGCCCCUGAAACAACUAGCUCUUACAGCCCUCCAAAAAGAAUUGGGGAUUCAUUUAUACGACCUCGAGACGAUUUCAGAGAUAGCCCCGGAUGCUAUAGCUCUGCUCCAGUUUUCUUUUAAUAACCCAGCCCCCGAUAAGCUGAGAGAGCUUGUCACCCUCUUCGCUGCCUGCAUCAUAACCGACCUGUGGGAGUGCGAGGGCUUCCAGGAUCUGAUGGGAAGCUCUGAAGAAUUCUCUGCGGCUGUUAGCGGGUGCAUUGGCACGAAUCUAGACGGGAGACUGUUGAAGCGGUUGCUUGACCACUGA